AUGGAGUGGGAACAGCAGAUUCCCAAUCCGCAGUCUAAUCCGUCAAGUUUGUCAAGUGAUUCCGCUAGCAGUGGUGGGACAAGAUCUGAAAAAAUAACAACACUGAAGCAGAUUCCCCCAAGUUCUACUGUUUCCACUUUGUCAAAAUUAACGGACGAUGAACUACGAAAGAAAGGUGUGGAGGAUCUCUUAAGAAUUGUACGCAGGGUGGAGGCAGACUACAAAUCCUUAUUAAGGGAACAUGGGAACAUGGUGAAGGAUGUUAACCAAAGACUUCAGAUCUUCAUGCUGGAAACAAGGAGCCUAAAAGAGUUCAAUCAGAAGCUGCAAGACGACAAUCAGGAACUUCGAGAUUUGUGUUGCUUUUUGGAUGAUGACAGGCAGAGAGGUCGAAAGUUAGCCCGUGAGUGGCAGCGGUUUGGACGCUACACUGCUAGUGUAAUGAGAAGUGAGGUGGCGGUGUAUCAGGAGAAACUGCGGGAACUUGAGGACAAACAGAAUGAACUCAUUAUUGAAAACAUGGAGCUGAAGGAGUUGUGCCUCUUUCUGGAUCAAGAACGUGUGCGAAUGACUGGCGAUCGAGAUGAAGGAGAUGGCAGCAGCAAUGGGACUGUCACAGGACAUGAAGACGGCAUUGGGGAAACAGCAGGGUCAGGAGCUGCAGGCCAGAGUGUACCAGUACCAAGCAGUUACCCAGUCUCUCCUAGUUCAACUGCUAGUUACAUCCGCGAACUGGAGCAAAAGGUCCGUUUACUGGAGGAAGAAAAGAAAUUAUUAGCACAGAGAGUUGAUCAUGUUACUGCUGAUGGCCAUGAUGUGCUGUCUCCACUCUUCACCAGCACACCCUCUGGUCACACACUGAACAAGGAACAUACUCAGUCAUUGCAUGGAUUGAAACCAGGUGCUAUAUUGCUGAGAAAGUCACCUGUAUCUAGCAAACCAGAGACUGUAAUGCAUGCCAUGAAGGUUCUUCAAGUCCACGAGGAGCUAGAGAAAACACCCACAGACAAUGAUGGAUUAGAUGAUCCAGAAAAGGCAAUUGUUAGAGAGAUGUGUAAUGUUGUGUGGAGGACACUUGGAGAUGUUGAAGAUAUUGGAAGUUUUAAUGAAUCCUCAGACAGUAUACAAGAACCACCCUUUGUAGCAGAACUAGCUCCUCCUGGCAAGCCCAGUGUUCCUUCUAGCUCAGAUCAAACUUAUGGCCAAGGCCACACUUUUGCCUACACUAACACGCAGACUGCAGCAAAGCAGUCUAAUGUUGGAGGUCAUUUCCCAGCUGCUACAGCAGGGCCUGCUUCUUUUCAGCCACAGCCACAGCGAAAAGUGUUCCCAAAACCUGUGCAAGAUUCAAAACAGCAACAGGUCAGUCAGUUAUUGUACAGCCAGGGUUAUAGUGAUUCAGGAAUGAGAAAUAAUCAGGGUUCAGCUACGGAGAGAUUAGGUAUAGACAGAAAUAGAAGUGGUUCUUACAAGCAGUCAGUAGAGAGAGCAGACGAUCAGAAAAGCCAGGAUCAGAAACAUCCUUCCCACACGGUGCUGGAUGCUGGUGGUAAACCUCAUGCUCAGCAACUUCCAACUCAUCUUCAGCAUCAGCAGCCACCUCCACUAUCAUCACGUGACUAUCAGCAGAGUCUGCCAGAUUCUGGCAGCAACAUCUACCCUGGUCAUCAGAGGCCUGCAGAACUGUCUGCAAGGUCUGCUCCCCUGCCGGUGCAUUUUCAGCAGCCUCAACCAUCAACCAUACAUCAGCAUUCGCAGAGUUCGACUGCUGUUGCAACACAUGCUCAUCCUUCACACAGACCUGCAGAUCUCAACGCCAGACCUGGGGAUCACCCUCUGCAUUAUCAACCACCUCAGCAUCUGCCAUCGUCCUCUAUUCCAGGCAAUCAGAGGAUUGUGGACUCAAGUACCAAUAAACUGCAGAAUGAACGUGGUCAUUCACAGCAUAAUGACGCAAACAGCUUUGCUGGAAAUCAGCCCCAGCAGCAGCGAAAUACAAAAGCAUACCCUCACCAGCAGGUCAAAUUAUUAGAUGCGCCAGGUACCAGUCGCCAUUUCCAGAGGUCAGCACCUACUCAAGGUCAAGUACACAGUAGGGAUUCGGUUCGUGAAGACAGCUCCCUUGGGCAGACACGACUGCAUAGCAGAGGAGACCCUGCUUACAGUGAAAGGAAUUCAAGUGAAAGAGACCCUCAGUUGCAUCUAGCAUCAAGAUCAUUAUCAUCAUCAACUCUCCCUAACACAUCAAAUGUCCAGAUACCAGUACAGAACCUACAAGGUGUAAAAUCGGCACAAAACAGUAAAGGUCCUUCAGUUUUCAGAGCUUAUCCUCCACAGUUAGCUUCUUUGCCAGCCCAGUCAGUAUCAUCUAGAGGGUCACAAAAUCAGGAAAUGUCAUCCGGCAGCAGCCAAAAUCAGCAGGAUGCCACAAGAGGGAUCUACAUUUCAGGAAAUCAUCCACAAAAUAAAGGCAGCCUCGCAGGUAAACGGUUGCAAGAGUCAGAGUGGAGACAGACAUAUUUGGAUGAUAGUGACACCCUCUGA
Candidula unifasciata is the source of this 2544-nucleotide messenger RNA. The record is from the annotation of a GenBank genome assembly. NCBI's taxonomy places the organism in Eukaryota, Metazoa, Mollusca, Gastropoda, Stylommatophora, Geomitridae.